AUGGAUGCGCGAAUACCUCCCGGAUCUUCAAAACCGGCGGGAGCCGCACUAUUAGAGGGUGCAUCUACUCCAGAAUUAACUCCAGAACGGGACCCAUACAGUGAUGAUGGCGAAUAUGGAUCGGAUCAAGAAUUUCAACCUAAUUAUGAUGAUAUGUCGAGCUCAGAUGUGGAGUCUACAGAAACAAGGAAAAUUGCAAGAAAUAUGAUGAGAACAGAGUUCAGCGGAUCUAGUGAUACUCUAGUGUCAGAUGAUGAAGUAGAGGUAAGAAUCCACUCAACUUCAACUGUCCCUGUGAAGCAGCCGUGCACUUCAGAUCAAAUUAUAAACACAACUAACGACGAUAUAGGGGAUGAUAAUGCCAGGGCAAACAGCCCAUCUAUACUAGUGUGCCAUGAACAAUUCGAUGAUGCAUCUGAUGUACACGAAAUAUCGUGUGAAAAUUCUCAAAAUGACACUGACGAGUGGGUGGACGUUACCGCCGAGAUCCCUCUUUUUCAUUUUGAUUAUGCAUCUGAAGGACUCAAAGUAGAAAUACCUGAUAAUGCUCAACCUUUACAUAUUUUCAAAUUAAUAUUUUCUAACGAUCUUUUGGAUUUUGUUAUGUCUAGAACAAAUGCUUACGGAAAUAAUUUGACGAAUACAACCAGACCUCAUACUCGACAUAGUAGAAAAUGUUCUUUCCGCGAUGUAACCAAAGAAGAAAUGUUAGCUUUCUUGGGGCUUUGUUUAUUACAAGGCCAAAUUAAAAUUUCAAAGAGGCGAAAACUCUUCUCAUAUUCCGAUCCUUUGAAUUUCCACCCGAUAUUUUCUUAUGUGAUGUCAUCUAGAAGAUUUGAUCAAAUAUUACGAGCCAUUUAUGUAUCAGAUAUUGAGGCAAAAAGCGAGAAGAAGAUAACUGGUUUUAUUGAAGCUCUAUCUGAGAACUUUCUCCACCCAAGACUUUCGUCGUGUAUAUGGUCCUGGCAAAGAAUUAUCGUUAGA
Molecule: messenger RNA, 984 nt
Organism: Brenthis ino (lesser marbled fritillary)
Lineage: Eukaryota; Metazoa; Arthropoda; Insecta; Lepidoptera; Nymphalidae
Source: the annotation of a GenBank genome assembly